This is a messenger RNA of Danio rerio (zebrafish), 2918 nucleotides long. NCBI's taxonomy places the organism in Eukaryota, Metazoa, Chordata, Actinopteri, Cypriniformes, Danionidae. The record is from RefSeq and is a predicted model, not a curated record.
GUAAGAUUGAAAUCAAGAGAAACUGAAUAUAAAGAUGCUGUUAAGGAUGAAAGCACUUUCCAGUGUGGGCGCGUUCAUUCAGCGCGAGAAGGCGGGGCUUCUCCGCUGUAGCCUAGUGUGCGGAGGAAGGUAUAGUGCACUCGAGGGAGCAGCGCGCAGAUCUUUGAGACACGGACGCGGGCGGCAGCAGCGAGAAAGAUAGGAGAGGGAGAGAGAGAAAGAGAGCAUCAGCAUCAACACACAGACCCGCUGAACGGGGCUCGGCUCGGCAGCCUCCCUCCCUCUGUCCCUCCGUGCCCAGCCAUGAAACAAACCAUACUGGACCUCAUGAGGAUGAGUAGGAUCUGCCGGAUGGUGCUGGCCACUUGUUUAGGAUCUUUUAUUCUGGUCAUCUUCUAUUUCCAAAUUAUGAGGAGGAAUCCAUUCGCAGCAGAGGGCUGCUGUCGGAAAGGCUCCAGAAACGCCCUACAGGAGCUGUACAACCCUACACAGGCCGAAUUCUCUGCAGCGGCAGUGUUGCACCAGGCCCGGCGGGAUCAGGUGGCGGAGACGUGUCAUGCCCACAGUGCGUCCAGCCGUAAACGCCGCGUCUUGACCCCCAGUGACCUCAAGCAUCUGGUGGUAGACGAGGAUCACGAGCUCAUCUACUGUUACGUGCCCAAGGUGGCGUGCACCAACUGGAAGCGGGUCAUGAUGGUGCUGAGCGGCCGGGGCAAGUACAGUAACCCAAUGGAGAUCCCUUCCAAUGAGGCCCACGUGCCCUCAAACCUCAAGACCCUCAACCAGUACAGCAUCCCUGACAUCAACCACCGGCUUAAGAACUACCUCAAGUUUCUCUUUGUGCGUGAGCCCUUUGAGCGAUUGGUGUCGGCCUACCGCAACAAGUUCACACUCCGCUACAACACCUCCUUCCACAAACGCUACGGGACGAAGAUUGUUCGGCGAUAUCGCAAAAAUGCCACAACCGAGGCACUGCAGAGUGGUGCCGAUGUGAAGUUUCAAGAGUUUGCAGAGUACCUGGUGGACCCAGGCACUCAGAGAGAAGCUCCACUCAAUGAACACUGGCAGACUGUCUACUCGCUCUGCCACCCCUGCCACAUCCACUACGACCUGGUGGGCAAGUAUGAGACUCUGGAGGAUGAUGCAAACUACGUGCUCAAACUAGUAGGCGAGGGUGACUCACUGCGCUUCCCAUCGUUUGCCAAAUCUACCCGUACCACCGACCAAAUGGCAGCCAUGUUUUUCAGCAACAUCAGCUCCCAGCAGCAGAGCCAGCUUUAUCAACUCUACAAGCUGGACUAUCUUAUGUUCAACUAUUCUAUUCCUAGCUACCUGAAACUGCAGUAGAUAUCCAUUUGCAGUGGCACACGCUUCCUGAGCUUGUUCAACAAGGUUGAGCAAUGGGAGAAGAGCCGGGGCUCAGAGACACAGGCAGGGGAAUCAACCAAGCACCUAAAUGUAAAAUUGUAUUUAUAUCCGCAGGGACGGUUGCUUUAUUUGGAAACGAUCAAGGAGCUAUCGGUCUCAAAUGCACUCGAAAGUGGUCUUUUUGAGACUGAGGUCUGAAGCCCUGAUGUAUGUGCCCAUUGAAUUGUACAUUUCCAGUGUAAAGGCUCUUUUUCCACAACGUCAAAAGCAAUAGGACAGAAUCUGAGCCAUACCUGCUCAGCUGGUUUAUCUAUUAAUAUACUCAGCCAGCCGCCAUUAUCGAAGCUUCACAGAAAGGAGCACCUAGACUAAUAAUAAGACUCAAGAUACAAUCAGAGACUUGUUCUGACUUCAGUUCCCUUACUUCUAAUUUCUUGUUCACUUUGGAAGUUUCCUCGCUUCUCUCCCAUACUCAGACUGCCUUUGUGCGUGCUUUUAUAUGGUGCAUACUUAACGGUGCACACUAAAAUAAGAAUGACAAAAAAAAGAGGCAUUGAAAGGUGCCUUGCUGAAGGGGCGUGUUCAAAUGUGAGUGACAGGCAGGGGCUUUGCCCACUGGGUCAGUCAGGGAGCAUCUGUAGCAGUCAGGGGUCAGAGGUCACUGGCCUCAAACACACUGUUCCCACAACCCUUCCUCCUUUGGUUGGUCUACACUAAAUUAAAAGAUUUCGUUUUAUUUUGUAUUUGUUUGUAAUGAAAAAAGGUGCUGCGAGCAGCACGUUAUUGUAUUAUUUGCAUUACUCUGUGAAAUAGAGAUGAAAAAGACUUCAUGUUUUAUUUCGAGCAAAGGAAAUCAGCGAGAUCUUCUGAUGUUUAAUUGUCAUAAUUUGUUCAUAAUUUUUCUUGCCUCAUUUGCAGAACACUGUUGCUGGGAUACCUCGCUGGUUGACGGGUGUACGGAAACGGGCAGGACUUUGUUUUCUGAGCUGUUCUCAUGGGAAAGUUUCACACAGUGGUGUGCAUCUGAGAAAGAAAGAGAGAGAAAGUGCAGGCAAAUCUGUUCAAUCCAUUACAUGAUUUAAACCUCUUUUGCAAUUUGAGCAGUUCAAAGGAACACCCUUUAAUUUAGUCCUUUAUGACCUUUAUUUGCUUUGAUGAUGCACAAAAUGUAUAAAAACUGCUUAUUUAUGAGAACAAAGGCAACAAGUGGGUGUGUCAGAGUGCUUUAUCUCACUGUCCUUUUCUGUAACAAUUCUCUUGACUUUGGCUGAAGGCUUCUUUCAGCUUUCUCUCACACAUCUCUGUGCUUUUUAGGAAAAGUCUUCAAAAGGUUCUUUUGGUCUGAAUAAGCAAGUGCUGAUUAGCAGGAUUUGAAGUCCUGUAGAGCAGGGCGUUUAAUGAAGACCACACACACUUGUGGAGGCACCCUGUUCAUGCAGAGCGUAAAAAUGUGGCAAAAAAAGCAAAGGCCGCAUUUUCGAUCUUUUCUUCACGAUCCCUUUCUCACGCUGAUGUUUUCUAGAAUCUUAUCUUACUCCAAAAAAAAAAAA